This is a messenger RNA of Clupea harengus (Atlantic herring), 1385 nucleotides long. RefSeq names its product mitochondrial calcium uptake 1 (gene micu1). The transcript has 3 exons. The record is from RefSeq and is a predicted model, not a curated record. Bases 90 to 368 code for a protein of 92 amino acids. Gene Ontology annotation, cellular component: uniplex complex. Lineage: Eukaryota; Metazoa; Chordata; Actinopteri; Clupeiformes; Clupeidae. Gene Ontology annotation, molecular function: calcium ion binding. Gene Ontology annotation, biological process: calcium import into the mitochondrion; mitochondrial calcium ion homeostasis.
CGCAGGGCAUCACAUUUGAGGAGGUGGAGAAUUUCUUCACCUUUCUGAAGAACGUGAACGAUGUGGACACGGCUCUGAGUUUCUACCACAUGGCAGGAGCCUCCAUAGACAAAGCCACCAUGAAGCAGGUGGCGCGCACUGUGGCCAAGGUGGAGCUCUCGGACCAUGUGUGCGAUGUGGUGUUUGCACUGUUUGACUGCGAUGGCAACGGGGAGCUGAGCAAUAAGGAGUUCAUCGCCAUCAUGAAGCAGAGGCUGAUGCGCGGGCUGGAGAAACCCAAAGACAUGGGCUUCACGCGGCUGGUGCGCGCCAUGGUCAAGUGCGCCCAGGACACCGCCUGGGACUUCGCCACGCCCAAAGCACACUAGUGCCCAGGGAGGGAGGGAGGGGGAGAGAGGAUGAAAGAAGAAGAAGAGGAGGAGGAGGAGGAGGAGGAGGAGAUGAUGAUGGGCUAAGGGGGAGGACGGCGAGGAGGAGAAACCCGAAAGAGUGCCAAAGGCGUCCUGGCAUCAGCAAAGCCCUUCUCUCUCUCUCUCUCUCUCUCUCUCUCCCUCUGUCUAUCUCUCCUCCCAGAUAUAAAUAAAUCAUUCUGCUAAGGAACUCAUUAAGAUGCCACGCCUGAUAGGGCUGAUCAAUCAUGCACGCGUGCGUACCACAGCAGGGAACUCUGCCCAGCUCCAGCUCCAGCUCCUCCUCCUCCUCCUCCACCUCCUCCUCCUCCUCCUCCGCCCGCCAACACCCACCAGCGUGGCGCAGUGUGUCUGUGGGGGAACUGGAGAAAGGACAGCUAACGGGGGGGGGGGGGGGUUGUGCGUUGUGAUGAGUGAUGUGACUUUGCAGCAUUGGAAUGCUUGUAUUUAUCUCAGCUUAGGUGACUUCACUUUCCCGGUUAAACCUGGCCUACAAAACAUGGCGCCACAGAAACAUCAUUGUCUUUUAUCACUCCGUUUCGUGGGCUCAGAUGCCUGGAUAUUGUCCCUUAUUGUUUCCUUUACGUGAAUGGGCCCAUAGAGUCUUAUUCAACAGAGAUUAUUCAACCCUAUAUAUAUAUAUUCCCCUGCAGAUGUAUAUGUUAUAUGCCAUAAGACCUGUGACCGCGGGGCUGCUGUCGUCUUCUGUGUCUGCUCUGAUCUCAUUGGCUCCAGCUGUACACAUGGCACACACACACACACACACACACACACCUGCUCCAGCUGUACACCUGGCACACACCCACACCCACACCCACACACACACACACACACACACACACACACACACACCUGCUGCAGCCGUACACAUGGCCCUAUGAUGAUAUAGUCCUGCGAAUGUUUGUUAUGCCUGAAUGACUUUGUAGAGAUUCAUGUAAAAAGAAUGCUAAACUAAAAGAUGAUUUUUUUUCACAA